AUGGUUCCUAGGACACUCCGCCUCACCGAUAUCCCAACAAGACCCUCUCGUAUCGUCAUCUUCACCCUCACCUUACCUCAAUCUAAGGAAUUUUUACAAGGCCUCGCCAACUCAACCCAUUUCGGAGUUUCUCCAACUGUCAUAGUUGAGCCCACCCGAACCACAGAGUCAUCCCCAGAAUCUCAAGAACUUUACUCCUCCAACAUUGAACACGACCCUGACGGAUCGUCCUCUCCCAAUACCACUCCCGAACCGGGUACUCCAGUCCCGCAAUCGUCAUCUCCGCCUCUUCCUCCUCCUCCACCACCACCAGAGAAGACGAAAUAUCAAAGCCUAGAUGAGAUGCGCAUUGAAGCAGCCAGAGAUGCUGUCGUACUCUUCCGUAGCUGGGCUCGCGAGGACAUCUCAGAGGAGCUAAAAGAGGUUAUCGCAGUUAGGAACGCAUCGGAAACGGAGGCGGAGCUUCUGCAGAAGAUAAUGUGGGUGAAGGAAUGUCUGAGGGGAAGGUAUCAGAUCUGGAUCCAGCGCUCGGAGGCAUAUAACAUUGAGGGUGCUUUAAGGAGCACAAGAGGAAAUAAAGAUCACGAGGUGAAGAUGCUCUGUGGCUACCCGGGGUGCGGGAGGACAUGGGAUGACGGAGAGAUAAGAGUCAGCUUCGAACCACACGGAUGGACAACGUCGGAGAAGGUCAAAGGUGCCGGCAAAAAGAAGAAGAAGGUGACCUUUGAUCUGGAUAACGAAAUGAUGGACGAAGAGGAGGACAGCAUGGUUAUUGAUGAAAACGAAGAAAAUCUCAAUGAUGCAGCGCACGACAGUAAGGGGAUCAAAAGACUACCAGAUUAUCACGCCUUGCUCAAAAACCCCCGAAAUACCCGCCUCCAUGGACGUGGUGAAUUCUUCUGCCUCCACUGCUUUGAGAAGCUUCUGGUCCCUCCAGCUGCUUCUACUUCUCCCACCAAAAAGCGCAAGCGGGAAAAUAGGAAAUAUCUCCGUCCCAACCCGCUUUGUAGGAUAUACGGCUCGGUGUUCCCAGAAACCCGCUUGUCCGCGGAUGGAAAAUUUCAGCUUGAUGUAGACAUGGCAGAUCUCGUGGAAAGGUGGAAGGACGCACUUUUCGCUAAAGGGAUUAAAAACCUCAAGGUCCGUUUUGGAGAAUAUCUUGGGAGUGCGGAGGAAGAUCCUGAGGAAGCGGAGGAAGACCCUGAGGAAGCGGAGGAUCGGGAGGUCGGAGAUGGAAGAGGUUUGGCAGAGCUACUGGGUACGAAGAAUGUGGAACCGGGUGGAAUCGUCAAGAGGAAAAAAUGA
Molecule: messenger RNA, 1305 nt
Organism: Morchella sextelata
Lineage: Eukaryota; Fungi; Ascomycota; Pezizomycetes; Pezizales; Morchellaceae
Exons: 1
Coding region: 1-1305 (434 amino acids)
Source: RefSeq, a predicted model, not a curated record